UCGAGAUCUUGAUUUUCAUAAAGUACGAUGUCCGGGUCUUUGCCAGGAGCAUCCGCAGCAGCAUUACGCUCUUUACCCUUUGCGAAUGGAACAUCGGCGACGGGUGGCGUUGUAUGAUGAGGUGGUCGGGUGAACAGAUGCCGUAGGUGGGUUCUGAAGGUGGUCGCCGCAGCGACCGGUGGUGGGGUAGGUGGCACAGGUGGAGGUGGAGGGAGUGAGGAUGAGGGCUGCUCGUCAUAGCGAGCCUCACUCUUUUGAGAAGCCCAGAGCGUUGUUGAGGUUGUGGUCGGGGGAUUUGAGAAUGCUGAAGAUACGCUGUUGCACGCACUCGAUGCAUUUCGUGGAAAAAAUUAGGUUCUGCAUCAUAGCCAUCUUGCUCUUGCCCCGGGAUCUCUGCCUGCAUAACGAUCAGUAUGCAUACGCCAAGAAUACGGUCAUGCUGCUCAGCGAAUGCACUACAUUGUUCCUUGAAUUCUGAGUGAAAUGCG
Suillus subaureus is the source of this 488-nucleotide messenger RNA. RefSeq lists its product as uncharacterized. The coding region runs from base 221 to 478 and encodes 85 amino acids. Lineage: Eukaryota; Fungi; Basidiomycota; Agaricomycetes; Boletales; Suillaceae. The transcript has 4 exons. The record is from RefSeq and is a predicted model, not a curated record.